AUGCUUAUUGUUUUUUGUUUUGUCGAGUUAAAAAAAAAAAAGAAGAAAGAAUUACCUCCCUUUGGUUCUCAUUUUUUUUUUCCCUCGUUCUUUUGUUUCCGAACCACUUCAAUCGACGAACCUCCUGACAACAAUCAACGGCCAGAAGUUGUUUUUCUUUUUCUAUCUUUCUUUCCUGACCUUUUUCUUCUUUACUUUUCUAUACAUUUAUCGUUUUUUUCAUUUUUUUCUUUACGUGUUCUUUCUUUCUUUCUUUCUUUCUUUCUUUUUCUUUUCUUUUCUGUUCAUUUAGCGUUGUGCACGUUUUCUUUACUUUUUCUUUUUCUUUCUUUCUUUCUUUCUUUUUCUUUCUUUACUUUUCUCGUUAUUGACUUAUUUCUUUACUUUUCUUUCUUUUUCUUUCUUUUUUCUUUACUUUUCUGUUCAUUUAGCCUUGUUCACGUUUUCUUUACUUUUUCUUUCUUUUCAAUUUUCUAUAUUUCUUUACUUUUCUGGUCACUUAGCGUUGUUAGCUUAUUUCUUUGCUUUUUCUUUCUUUCUUUUCAAUUUCCUAUCUUUCUUUACUUUUCUGGUCACUUAGCGUUUUAUUUUUUCAUACAAUUUUCUGUCAACUUUCAUUUAAUUUUCCCUUUUUCUUUCUUUUUCUCUUUACCUGGUUUUCCUAUUCGAAUAUUUUCCUUCUUUUUAGCUGUCGCUUAUCCAAUUUUUUUAUUUAUCUUUCUUUCUUUCUUUCUUUCUUUCUUUAAGUUGUCUUGUCAUUUCUCAUACUGUUUUCCUUUCUUGUUUCUGUUCAUUCCUUCUUUUCUUAUUUCUUUCUUUUUUGGGUUUUUAGAAGUUCAUCAUAUCAUAGAUUCAUUUAAUUUUUCUCUUUUUUGCCUUCUUUUUUUCCCCUUCUUCCUUAUUUUCUUUCUUUCUUUUUCCCCUUCUUCCCUAUUUUCUUUCUAUCUUUUUUCUCCUUCUUCCCUAUUUUCUUUCUUUCUUUUUUCUCCUUCUUCCCUAUUUUCUUUCUUUCUUUUUUCCCCUUCUUCCUUAUUUUCUUUCUUUCUUUUUCCCCUUCUUCCCUAUUUUCUUUCUUUCUAUUUCCCCUUCUUCCCUAUUUUCUUUCUUUCUUUUUUCUCCUUCUUCCCUAUUUUCUUUCUUUCUUUUUUCCCCUUCUUCUCUAUUUUCUUUAUUUUCCGAUCGAGGUCCCCGAGGUUAUCAAGCUCUGGCUUGCAGCCUGUUCUGUCUAUAUGGAUAUAUCUGACAUUGUCACUUGUUAUUUUUCUACCCGUUCUUUUCUUAUUCGCCUCUCACACCCACUCCCUACGUCUUUAUCUCCCCAUCUCUCUCUCUCUCUCUCUUCGUCUCUGUUUAUAUUUAUCACUUUCUUUUAUCUUCGAGUCAGUUGAUAUUUCCCCUGAUUAUUUUUCUGAUCCCUCCCUCAUUCUUCCUCACUACCUCAGUUUCUCUCUCACCCUCUCUUUCUCUCUCUUUCUCUAUUUUCUUUCUGUGUAUUUCUCCUUUAUCUUCUCAUUUGUCUUCUUCUUUUCCCGUUUGUUUUCUACCCUCGCUCUAUCUUUUAUUUUAUUUUAUUUUUCUCUCUUUUUCUUAAACCUUUUCUGUGUUUUUUUACCUGCUCACUUUUUCGUAUUCUCUUUCUUUCUCUUUUCUUUCUUUCACUCUCUAUGUCUUUCUUUUUUUUUUUUUUUAUUCUACGUCUUUUCUCUUAUUCGUCUUUCUUUUUCUCUUUUUCCCAGACAUUUCUUUUUCUUCUCAAUUCCUUUCUUUGAACCUACUCUCGCACUCUCUUUCUUUCUUUCUUUCUUUCUUUCUUUCUUUCUUUCUUUCUUUUUUUCUUUCUUUCUUUCUUCCUUUCUUUCUUUCUACGGCUUUUCUUUUAUUCUCUUUUCUUUUUCUCUUUUUUCUUGA
Messenger RNA from Acanthosepion pharaonis, 1908 nucleotides. Lineage: Eukaryota; Metazoa; Mollusca; Cephalopoda; Sepiida; Sepiidae. The record is from the annotation of a GenBank genome assembly.